Molecule: messenger RNA, 3528 nt
Organism: Photinus pyralis (common eastern firefly)
Lineage: Eukaryota; Metazoa; Arthropoda; Insecta; Coleoptera; Lampyridae
Exons: 3
Coding region: 1-3528 (1175 amino acids)
Biological process (GO): proteolysis
Molecular function (GO): aspartic-type endopeptidase activity
Source: RefSeq, a predicted model, not a curated record
AUGGUCCUUCGAGCCAACACCAGCGGCAAGGAAGAUACAGAAGCUCCAGGGCAACACGACCAGCGGCAGAGAGAACGUAGCAGCAGAAGAAGCAACCCGAAAGCUGGAACGAGGAAAAUGGAGCCAAUGAACACCCUCGCCACCCAACAGCAGGAGCUGGGCCAUCAGAUGGGAAAACUGUUGGCCAACCUGAAAAAAGAUCCAGCGGAUAGAAAGACAGCGAAUUACAUAGCAGACCGGCGCCGUCAGUUACAAGGAUACAUUUCGGCUGUGAAGAUAAACCACCAGAAGAUAGUGGAAUUAAAAGAACCACAGCACGAGUACCACAAGACCAACUUCAUAGGGCAGUUGGAAGACGUUCACCUCAAGGCCAGCGACUACCUGGACAAGAUAGAAAGGUCGAUAAAAACAGGGGGAGAACACGAAAAACGCGACACCGCACAGGAGAUGCGGAUUAGGAAACAGGAGGUUCGUAUCACUCAGAUCGAACAAUUAUUAUUUCAGGUGGAGGACGAACUCAAAAAGCAAUCACGGAAUAGCAGCCGAAUAAAGGUGCUAUGUGAUAGGGCCGAAAAAUGUUGGGACAGAAUAGGCGAGGAUGAAAUAGAAAUAAGGGCCAACGAAAUAGAGUUCGUUCAUGAAUACUUUGCCACCGAGAGAUACGUAGAAGCACAAAGGCGAUACGAUGCUUUCCAGGAGCAAAUCGCCAAUAUGGAAAUGCAGAAUUCGAGCAGUAAGAUAAAACUGCCGAUAAUCAAGAUCCCCAUCUUCAGGACCGGGUAUGAGAAUUGGACAGCAUUUCAUGACCUGUUUCAGAAAUUAAUUCACUCCAACGACGCGUUAUCCAGCACAGAAAAAAUGCACUAUUUAAAAAGUCAUGUGGAUGGAGAAGCUGCCAGGUUGAUUCAACAUCUACACAUCAGCGAGAGGAAUUACGAAACAGCAUGGGACAUAAUAACCAAGCGGUACCACAACACGAGACUAAUUACAUCAAAAUUACUGGACAAAAUACUCGACUUCCCGGUGAGCCAUAAAGAAGAUGCACAUCAAGUGAGGAUGCUUCACGAAGGGAUCAACAACAUCGGACAUGAUACAACCUCAUGGGGUCCAAUAAUAACAAAACUUAUUUCCAGAAAAUGGGACACAGAAACUAACAGGAUAUUCGAGCAGUCUCUCAAAAAUCCAACCGAGAUGCCGGCACUAGAGGAAGUGAUGGAGUUCAUGAAGUCAAGAUUCCAAUCUCUGGAGGCGUUAGCAAUGAAGAGAGGAGAUCAACCACCAUCAUCAUACAAGCCUAACUGGGUCGGAAAUAAGCAACCAAACUGCACAUACUGUAAGGAACAACACCAAAUCGAAAUGUGCCCAAAAUUCGGCAAACUAUCCGUUGCCGAAAGAAUCAAAAUUGUAAAAGAGCAACAGUUAUGCUUCAAGUGCAUACGCCAUAGCUGCAAUACGAAAUGUUACUCGCUUAAAAACUGUUCUACAUGCAGGUACCCUCACCACUCGCUACUACACCAAACCUCAAGGACAGCUCCAGCCACAAGAGGAAGCCAAGCAAUGUCCCACGCAUCUACAGCAGCCAAAGAAAUGGAAAUCAAGAAAGAAGAUCAACAAGUCCUCUUGGCAACAGCAAUAGUACAGGCCCAAGACAUCCUGGGACAACGCCAUCUACUACGAGCACUGGUAGACCCAGGAUCCCAAGCGUCAUUCAUCACCGAGCAAGCAGCUCAGCAACUGAUGGUACCCAGGCAGAAAACAAGGGCAAUGGUAUCUGGAUUGGGAGAAGGAAGUCCGACCAACGCAAGAGCAAAAGUGACGGUACAUCUCCACCCUCGUCAGUCUAGCAAAUACACACUGACAACAGACCUCAUCGUGUUACCGAAAAUAACUGGGAUGUUACCAAUGAAGUCAAUGGAAUUCGAUUUGGAACCAUGGCAGACCAAGAUCCUAGCAGACCCAACCCUCAACAUCACAGGUCCAAUACAUGUGCUACUGGGAGCCCAAGACUACGCCAAAAUCAUACUAAACGGUGUUACAAAAACGGCGUCUGCAUUGCUAGGACAGCAGACCGAAUUGGAAUGGAUAGUGUCCGAUCAAGUCAUGUAUCCAGAGAAAAAAGGCACACCAGUCAUCGGGAUGGUUUCAACAAUGGAAGAAGAAAGAAACCUGUCAAAAUACUGGGAAAUGGAGGAAGUCGAGGUGCCAAACCGCUCCAAAGAAGAAGACGUACAAUGUGAGAAACAUUAUAUGGCCACCACCACAAGAGGGCGAGAUGGAAGGUAUACAGUGAGGAUACCAUUUAAAGAAGCGCCUACCAUGGUUAACAGUUCCCGUUCGCUAGCAGUAGCUCGACUGCACCAAUUGGAAAAGAAGCUAGAAAAGGAGCAUCGAGUACGCGAGCAGUACAAAGCGUUCCUUCAGGAGUACAUAGACCUGGGCCACAUGAAACUAGUACCCCCCAAGGGAGAAGGAAGAUACUACAUUCCACAUCAACCAGUCAUCAAGGAAGCAAGUGCCACAACAAAGUUAAGAGUCGUGUUUGACGCGUCCGCAACCACACGGUCACGAAAGAGCCUCAAUCAAACCAUGCACGUGGGACCAAGACUGCAAGAAGAAUUGGCAGACAUCCUGGUGAGAUGGAGAAAACACCCGGUAGCGUUCACAGCAGACAUACAAAAAAUGUAUCGUCAAAUAAACAUACAUGAGGACGAUCAACCACUGCAGACCAUACUCUGGAGAUUCAAUCAGCAUCAACCCAUACAAGAAUACCAGCUAACCACAGUUACAUAUGGGACAACUGCAGCACCUUAUUUGGCAACACGCACCCUACAACAACUCGCGAAGGACGAAGAAAAAGAAUACCCUAACGCAUCAAGGGUUGCGUUAACCGACUUCUAUGUGGACGAUGAGCUAACAGCCAUGCUAGACAAAGGAGGAUUCAAGCUACACAAAUGGUCAACGAACAAACUACAAAUGCUACAAUCAAUCCCUGACGAAUUAAGAGAUCCAUCCGUAUCACAAUUCAAGGACGAAGAAAUGAAGAAGUCAUUAGGGAUACUGUGGAUACCACAUCAAGACGUGUUCACAUUUAAGAUAGAAGAAGGCAAUCCCGCAACGACCAAGCGUGGUAUAUUAUCAGCAGUAGCAAAAAUAUUCGAUCCAUUAGGAUGGUUGGCACCCGUAACCAUAAUGGCAAAGCUGCUCAUCCAACGAUUAUGGUUAACAAACGCUUCAUGGGACGAAAACAUACCGGAAAGUUUAAGGAUGGAAUGGUUGAAGUUGACCUCCGACAUUGGCUCAGUCGAGGAAAUUCAGAUCCCAAGAUGGAUACAUACCAAGAACGACAACAUAAAAAUCAACGACAUAGUACUCGUCAAAGAUGACAACCUCAGCCCAGGAAAAUGGCCGCUAGCAAAGGUGAUAGCGACACAUCCAGCAGAAGAUAAUAUAGUGCGAGUAGUAACAACCCAAAAGGCAGACGGGAAAACGUCCAAAAAAGCAAUACAUCAACUAGUCCCCCUACACUAA